UUUAUGGUCGUUGAUUAUAUAAAUAUGUAGUCAAAAUUUCAAAAUUUUUAAUGAUCAAAAUGAGUUUCGCUUAAAUCUAACAAAUUUUAAAUUUUGGUUCGCCGAGUAUAGAUUUUGGAAUUUUUAUUGCAAGUUCUUUAUCAACAACCUUAAAAAAUUGUAUACAAUAACAUACAGGAAUACAACAAGCAUUUUGAUCCGUCACAUUAAAUCCGCCACAUUAAAAUUAAGUAGCGAUGUUUUUUUUUAUAUUCUUACGUUAAACCCAAAAAGAACCCCAUUAUCUUAAUUUUUGUGGAACUUAUACAUGUAUAUGUAUAAUUUUCAUUUUCACUCAAUUUUUAUGUGCAGAGAUGAAACUCAUAAGCGUGUCGAUUUUUGUAAAAAGUCCUAUUCUUUAUCUUUAAAAUGAGCCCAGAAAGAAGUUGCUACUUCUACUUUUAUGGAAAAUAAGAAUUUUUGAAGAACCGGGAUAUAUUUAUUCCACCAGGUGCACGAAAGGGUUAAAUAUCAACUUGAAAAACUUUACUGUUAAUCACAUCAUAAAUAAAAAAUUUCAUAAUGUCUAUCUUCUCUUUUUACAGCUAAAUUAAAAAAAUGUUAUUUACACAUUAAAAAAUAUUUACAUAUUGUCACAAAAUAUCUAUACGAUACAAAAUAUUAAAUUUCUUCGAAGUCUUAUGUGUCGAAAACGGAGCAAAAGUUGAAUUGUUUAGAUUUUAGGAGACAUGAAGUCGCUGCGCGUCUUGACGUUGACGGGCAAUCCAGUGAUCAAGCAGAUAAAAAUGUAUCGCAAGACGAUGAUCCUUAAAUGCAAGAAUCUUCAGUAUCUAGAUGAUCGACCGGUGUUCCCACGUGAUCGUGCCUGCGCCGAGGCUUGGUAAAUUUAUCAGCCAGAACAACCUGAAAAGGUAAUAUCUCGUAUUAGUCUUAAAACAUCUUUGAAUCCAGGAUGCGCGGCGGUGUUGACGAGGAGCUGGCCGAGAGAAAUCGAUGGAUCCAGGCGGAACAGAAGAAAAUCAAUGAUAGUGUCACGGCCCUGAUAAACAAAAGGAAGCUGUGCAAACCGGUCGAGACGUCCGAAAAGGAGGCGACGGAUAAGAAGAAGAAGAAGGAGGAGGAAGAGGAGAAGGAGGAGGAGGAGGCUGAAGAAGUCGCCACGAAAUCAAGCGCGCGCACCGCAACGAAGAGCAGCGGACUGGUAAGAACUAGUUUCGUCAAGGUCUGGUACAGAAUUCGUGCUUUGAAUAAUAUCAUCACCAUCGGUCCCGUCGGCUAUUUGAUCAUUCCACGUAAAACCCGCACACCUUCAUCUCCUGCACCCAUAAUAUCGGCCAUGAUGAACACACCAAAGCUCGACCUGGAAAGAAAGAAAAAAUCCGAGGCGCGAUCCUUCCUCGGUUCCUGCGACUCUCCAUCGUCGUCGUCGUCGUCAUCGUCGGCAGACGAACAGCUUGCGAGCGACGAAGAAAACGAAUACGCGCGGCAAAAAGGAGGCGAGGAAAGUGACGGAAGGAGGCCAAUGGCGGAGCAAGAGAGAAAAGUUUCCGAUGGAAACAACGAGGAACUUUUGUUGCCCUGGAAAGCUAAGGUAUGUGAUUCUUAUCCUCUUGUAACGAAUAAGAAUUUAAGGAGAGAUACAAAGUUGUUCAUCUAUUCCUCGUUCGACAAGGUUCGAGAAGAGAUCCGACCGCGAACUCUGAUCGAAGAAAUAGCAAAAUCCGAACGACAUGUCGCCGAUGACGCGGAAAGAAAAUGCCAACAAAUUUGGAAUAAUUGUAAAAGCGCACACGAUUCACUCGAUGUUUGUAUCAUCAAUGGGGAGACUACUGCUUCUAGAAAAGUGAUACUAGAAUCACAAAGAGAAAAAGAAAAGACAGCGGAUCUGCAAGCAUCGAUCAGUGGCAAUAACGUAACGAAUGAUCGUAAAAACGAGAGACCGUCUACCUGUUCAAUAUCGUGCGAUACAUCGGAUUUAAAACAGGUGUUAGAAGAAAACCACAAAUUUGCAAAUACAGUCACCAUGGUGAAUGACGACGUAUCAAAUAAAAAUACCCAGACCUAUCAAAAAAAAGGCAAGAAACAUCCGUUCGGUUCUAAACUUAGCAGCAUCCGAGAAGAGAUGAAGGAAUUCUGCGACAGUAUGGAUAGGUUUGUUGACGAAAACAGGAUAGUGUUCAAGAACGGCGAAGUGGAAGGAUUCUGGGGCGAGAGGAAGGUAGCAGACGAGAAUUUGCAGACUGAUUUUAUUGAUGAUAGCAAGAUCCAAGAAAGCGAGACCAAGGUUUCCGCGAGCGAGGAAGAUGAACUGCGAUGGUGGUGCACCAAGGAAAGAAAACUGAAGGUCAUGGAGAUCUUAAAGAAACGGGAGGACGAAGCAAAAAGAAACAAAGUAGAAACAGAAAAUACCGAAAUGAAUGAAAAAUCCGAUCGCUAUUCAUCGAAAGAUAAAAAGCAGCCGACCGAUAUUACAGAUGAUUCUCAGGGUGUCUACGACUUGAUGACACUGAAGACCUGCCUGCCAAAUGCUCUUUCGGAUUCGGCGGGAACAUAUUCUGUAAAGGACGCGGGAAGUUACGAAUGCGAGCAAUCUACAAAAAUGGAUCAAGAGGAAUCGCGCGAAGUAUUUAGCAGCCUCUUUGCCGAAUUGAGAAAUCGGGAUUGCGUAAAGAAAGUACAAAAACCGAAAGUUUCAACUGAAUUAAUGGUUCUAGAGGAAAGAUUGGAUCACGAAAAAUCAGCCAUUGAUACGGAGAAGAAAAGUGUCUCUACUCUCAUCGAUGUAAAAGAUUUUGUUGAUUCCGAUGAACAAUCGUUGAAACGCGAAAACAUUGUACAGAGAGAUUAUUGUACAGAAGUCGAAAUUUUGGAAGGCAAAGUUAAUGAUCUUUCAUUCGAAUUGUCGGAAGGAAAGAAAAAUAUCGAUGAAUCCGACGACGAUUCCUUUAAGACGGCAAUGUCCGUUCAAGAAGACUCACAAUUUUCAGAAGGCAAUUAUGAUUCUUUAGAAAUUUUAAAAUUGACUAAUACGGAAAAUAAUUUGGACAAAAUCAUCGAAUUAAGUUCAGUAAAAAAUGAAAAUAUCGACCAUUCGAUAGACAAUCGUCAAAAGGAAGUAAUGUUAAAUAAAGAGCAUAACGACGCGAUUUACGUGGAUAAGAUCAAUGAUGAAACAGAAAAACUUUUAGAUAAAAUGGAAAUAUUGGCGACAAAGCGAGGAUUUUCAGCUGGAACUGAAAAAUCUAAUUCUCAAGUGAAAUCGCUUGUUCGAAAGAUGGAUCAUUUAUCCUUAGAAAGAACGAGUCGCUCUUCAAGAUUGAUAGGUAAAAGAAUUCGUGAAGCGGAAGAUAUCGAGGUCAGCAACAAAAAAUCUUUCCUCAUCGAGAAAAUAAGUCCCGGAAGAAAAUCGCCGGAAGAACGCAAAUCUCGUAGUCAAAUCUCUGAGAGAUGCAGGCAACAUUUAAUAAAAGAAACAAAAAAAUUCGCAAAGAAAGUUUCGCCGUUGAUUGACACAUGCAUAACAAAUUUGAUAAAAGAAGCAGAAAACGCGGGCGAAAAGUCGCAAUGCUAUAAAUAUGAGCGUAGAAGUCUCGGAGAAUAUCUGCCAUCUGAUUUCGUUUCGAUGAUGGAUCUUAGUAAACCCGCGGGCGAUUUUAAAAAACGAGAUAAUUGUCGUGAUAAGUAUGGCGAUAAAUCCAGCGAUGUAACAGAUACAUAUUCUGAAAGACAAGAAUUAUCGAUAGGACAAACGUUCAAUUUAGAAUCUACUAAGUCAGCUAAUUCCGAUAUCCAAUCCCUUGCUAAUCUUUUACGCCAAUCCGAAAACUGUAAACCGGAAUCAACUGCAAUAAAUGAUAAUAUAUCACUUUACAAAGAAUUUUGUGAUCAUUUACACGAAUUAGAGAGCAAAAAAGAAUUGUUGAUUAAGCCAGAUUUCACAAUAGAUCAAGACUCAAAAGAACUGUUGUCUGAAAAUAAAUUAUCACAAGAAACAGAAUGUUCCAUAAAGAAAUCAGUUAAACCGCUGAUCGAAGUGAUUUCUACAACGUCUAAAGAUUCUGAACAAUCUUUCGAACAAAAAGAAAUUAAGCAACACUCGCACAACUCACAAACUACUUUCCAUUGUCAACAAAACAAUGUUGUCCUCGGAGAGUCCAAAGAGAUGGUUCAGAUUACGGAUGAUUUUGAAGAGCAUAUUAAUCAAGAAAGUGCACUUAAUUCGAAAAAGGAAAUAAAAGUCGAAACGUGUUCAACAUCAUGUUCAGUAGAAAUCACAGAAUGCAAGAAAGAGUGUGUAUUGCCAAAUGAAGAAUGCAAAACUGUCACGACAAAUAUGAAAAAGAGUAUAGAAAUGCAAGUUGCACAGGAGAAUUAGAAUAAAUCAAAGUUUAACUACAUUAUUCUUAAGUAAACAAUUAAUAUAUUUAACGCAUGUUGAAUGCAUGAGGAUAUUGUAAAACAGGAAAUGAACUUUACUUUUGAAGAAGCAAGUUUUCACAGAAUAGAGAUUUUGUUAAGUGAUAUAACGUUAGUUUAAGUUCAUAUAGAAUGUUCAAUAUUUCUCUUGCUCUUCUGUUUUGAAAUAAAUAUAUUACUUUCAUAAAAUUCGUUAUAAAUGCGGGAAUUUCGAAACUUCGUCGAAAGAAACGACAGGUGGUGGAACGGGUCGACCUUCUACUACGUACACUUUAUUUUUGUGUCCACACUCACAUCAAUUAUAUAAUCAUAAUAAUCAUAAUAACCAUAAUAAUAAUGACAAUGACGGUGAUGUCGAUGAACCGUAAUUAAUAAUAGCAAUAAUAAUUAAUCUGUAAUUAUGUGCAAUGAUAAACGGUCGCACGCGAAAGAAAUGGUAAUCUGUCACGUUUAAAUAUAUUAUAUCUUUACCGUAUCGCCUCUCUCGUCAGCCUAUGGCUUCCAAACAGAUCCUAGAUGGAUCUCGGACCGCUUAUUCCUGCAGAAGCUAUCAUCUUGUCACUUGGCAAGAAGCUCUUGAUAUUAUAAUAUCUUUAUAUAGAGUGAUACCGCGUGUAAAACGAAAUUGUCCCCCUUUGUCGUCAGAUUUCUUUCGUCUCUAUCACUUCCCGUUUUUUUCGCGCACUUUAUCUUGUUACUUAUAAAAGGGAUUUAUACGAAUGUAUAUCCCUCCUUCAUCCCAAACAAACAUAAGGACUACGUAUCCGCUAUAGGAUCGUUUAUAAUAAUAGAUUUAUAAAUAUGCAUGUAUAUAUCACCUCGCUCCUCCGCACAGGCACGCAAAAAUCAAAUUUGGUAUCUUGUUUCUGUUUUUUUUUCUCUUUUUUUUGUUCUCCUCUCUCCUCACACUCUUACGUAAGUUAAUUGUAGUUCUCAUGCGCCUCUUCUCUUUCUCGCUCGCAUUCUCGUUUGCUCCCUAUAAUUGUAAGUUAUUCUUCGGAACGUGUGUCUCUCGAAUGUCGAUCAAGUGCGGAUCAGUGAGAAUGAGAGAAUCGCGACGAUUCGGGAUAUUAGGUUUUCUCUUGUGUGAACGUGUGACUCUUGUCGUCAUCGCCCAUCGAUCGGCGCUUCAUCGACACUUACACGUCUCUUUGGGUUUAUCGUUUCGUACUAUCGUUAUCGCGAUCGCAUUUAUGGUUGUUAACCGUCGCGGUUAAUGGAUUAUUUGAUGUAUUACAGUCCUUACACCUUACGACUUAUGGUUUACGUUACAGAGAGUAUCUUACAUGCUAAGUUUCUCUUUCCAAGAAUUGGAAAGUUUCCCGGUUUUUUUGUUCUUUCUUUUGUCCCUUUGUUGUAGGGUCAUCAACUUCAUCGUCUAAUACGUACAGUUCGUCGAUAUUAAAAUCGAAUGGCGCCUUUGUGAGAAACGUGCUUCUUAGUAUCUGCUUUAUUCCUCAAGGGAAAAUAUAAAAGAAGCAAUUAUCCUCAGACACAGACUUAAUGCCGGUUACCCUAAUUUGCAAUCACGAAGUAAAAGCAACGAAACUCUGUGUCAUACCUGUCGUCAUCUUUACUUUUGUUUAUUUUGCAACUUGGUUAUUUAUAAUAGAUCGUUUAAUUAUUUUGACACUGAAAAAACGCGUCAGUCUUUUGCUCUGAUGCAAUAAAAAUAAAUCCUCUCCCACCAUUUCUUCCAUCAUACUUUUUCUCAUACUUGUUCCCGGUUCGGACGAAGCUUCGUCGUAACUUAAUGAUUAAAAGCGAUGCACUUUUAUUUUGUAAAAAGGGCGCGAUUUAACGCCCUCGUGAAUAAAUUCUGGCAAACUUUGUACUUUGAUAAUUAUUUUAUAAGUAACAUUAUGAUUGUAACAUCGCGGAAAACUGGGAUGAAAAGAGAAAGAUAAGUAAAGCAAUAUUAAUUUUAUAUCGAAAAGAUAUACAAAUCAAAUGUUUAGUCUCAAGAUAUGUUUCGAAUAUCAUUGAAUGACAUUAUCUAACGUGUUAAAAUAGAUUUUGUUUUAUCUUAAAUGGGAUUAUACCGUAUUUAAUUUACGUUAAAAAACAUGAAAAAGUUAAAGUGCACAAAAAUACAGCAAGAUCAUCAAUUCCCCGCUUUUCUCCUUCAUGAUUGCAGAUCGAAUGCACCAGACUUUCGUAACGCUAGAUUUACAAUAAAAUCACGUAAAAAUCGUUAGACGAUUUAAGGCGCGUGUCUAAAAGAAACUGUACAAAACCAUAACGUUUCAGUGAUGAAGUUCAUAAAAAAUGCCGUUCUCUCAUUUGAAUUUCGGAUCGUUAUUAGAGUUAUCACGUCUUAUGUCAAUGGAAAACGCUGUGAAGGAAUCGAUUUCACGCUUAAUAUUAAUAACACGCUUAAUAUUAAUAACAAAAAGUUUGUGUCUCAAAUUCGCAAUUCGUUUAGAAGGAUUCGCACUCACGUUUGCAUGCACAUUUUUUAAAGAUAUAUUUACGUCUGUAAUAAAAAAAAAUUUUACCAAUCGUGCGCUCAUCGUUUCCUCGACACCAGUUUGCGAUGUUUUUUUUUUUUGGCAUAAUAAUCAGGCGCUAGAAUGCAAUAAAUGAUUUGUAACAAAACGCAGUUGGCAAUUGAAUCUUUAAUCAAUAUUCAUAUACUUGCGAUGAUUUCGACAAAUAGUCAAAUAGUUUAUCGCAGCCUCCACUUAUUGCAGAUCUGAAACGCAUUCGAACUUACACCGUUACACCUGUCAUCUUAAAUUAUAGAGAGAAAAACGCGCAAAAGAGGCGGUCAAGCGAUUUUCUCGUUUAUCCGUUCACAUGCAAACCAUGCAAGAGAUUUUCGAAAUAAAAUAAUUAAUCAAAAGCUCCUACUCAUUCAGCGCAAUUUUUAUUACGCAUUAUUUAUGAGAAAAGCUGCAACGAGGGAAUUUAGAUACGUUCUCCGAGAUGAUUUUUAAUUGUACGCGAAUCCUUUUAAUUAUGCUCAUCGAAUAAAUGGGCUAUACCGCUUGAUUUUCUACAUAGGUGAUCUAUUUGAUGACCAGUGAACGGAAGCAGAUGAUUUUUUUAUGCUCGCUUUUAAAUCAUCUUUAGGUUGUUUUUCGCGUGAGCUUCACUAUUGCGGAAUGUUAUCAGAUAUCAUAUUACCUUGAUGACUUUUCUGGCAAAAGUUUAAGUAAAUAGAUAUUACAUAGCAUAAAAAUGUAAUUAUAUGUAUGUGUGAGUAAACAGAGAUCUCAAUU
Messenger RNA from Monomorium pharaonis (pharaoh ant), 7640 nucleotides. RefSeq lists its product as uncharacterized. NCBI's taxonomy places the organism in Eukaryota, Metazoa, Arthropoda, Insecta, Hymenoptera, Formicidae. The record is from RefSeq and is a predicted model, not a curated record.